This is a messenger RNA of Alternaria burnsii, 1866 nucleotides long. Its product is annotated as acylase acy 1. The record is from RefSeq and is a predicted model, not a curated record. NCBI's taxonomy places the organism in Eukaryota, Fungi, Ascomycota, Dothideomycetes, Pleosporales, Pleosporaceae. The transcript is spliced from 3 exons. Bases 1 to 1866 code for a protein of 621 amino acids.
AUGCCUACCCCACGACGAAGCAAGAGGACCAAGACCCACCACGAGCCUGAAAAAGAGCGACCAGCAGAAGCCAAGAUGGACUCCAUCAAUCUGGGUACUCACAAUGUCUAUCCCCAUCCUGAGCCUCAGUUUGUACACUUCCCCAGUCGACGUUCGGUCGUACAUAGCACCAAAGGGAUCGUAUCUUGCACGCAGCCGCUUGCGUCUGCUGCUGGAAUCGAGAUUCUGAGGAAGGGUGGAAAUGCGGCUGAUGCAGCGGUGGCUGUCGCAGCGGCAAUUAAUGUUACAGAACCAGGUUCAACCGGUAUUGGCGGUGACAUGUUCUGCCUCUACUACGAUGCGAAGACGAAGAAAGUAUCUGCCAUGAACGGCUCCGGACGGACGGGGGCGGAUGUCACGCUGGAAAAGGUCAGAGAGGACCUCAAUCUCGCAGAGGGACAGAGCGGUCAGAUUCCCAUGGAUCAUGUACAUGCGGCCACAGUUCCUGGCGCGGCAGCAGGAUGGGUCGAUUGCGUUGAGCGGUUCGGCAGCGGAAAGGUCACCAUGGAAGACGUGCUUGCGCCUGCCAUCGAUCUCGCAGAGAAUGGUUUUCCGGUCUCUGAACUGUCCGCUACUUUUUGGAAGGCUAGCGAGAAAGACCUCCUGAAAGCAUCUCCUAACGGCCGCGAGAUGCUCAAGGAUGGCCGAGCACCCAAAGCUGGAGAGAUCAUGAAGAAUCCAACGAUUGGUAAUACCUUUAAACUCCUGGCCAAGCACGGAAAGAAGGGAUUUUAUGAAGGAGAAGUAGCUGAGCAGCUCGUAAAAGUGGUGCAAGAUCUUGGUGGCUAUCUUACUCUAGACGAUCUCAAACAUCAUGCAGAGACUGGAUCCGAGCCGGUUGACCCAAUUUCGCUGAAGUAUUACGGCCAGAAGGUUGGAAACAGGCCACCACCCGAGGGCGGCAUUGAGUUAUGGGAACAUCCACCGAAUGGCCAGGGAAUCGUUGCUUUGAUGGCUCUAGGCAUCAUCCAGGAGCUGGAGAGACAAAAGAAGAUUCCGAUAUGGAGUUUGAACGAUCACAACAGCACGGCAUAUCUCCAUACAGUCAUCGAGGCAUUGCGAAUCGCCUUCUGUGAUGCUCAUUGGUUUGUCACCGACCCUAAUGUUGUCAAGGUACCAUCCGCCGAGCUGAUCUCACAAAAAUAUCUUUCCGAGCGCGCAAAGCUGUUUGAUGCAAAGAAGGCCAUUUCAGCGCCCGUUCAUGGUUCUCCAGCACACCUGCAAAGCGAUACCGUUUACUUCUGCUGUACCGACCCUGAGGGCAACGCCAUUUCCUUCAUCAACAGCAAUUAUGGCGGGUUUGGAACGGCAAUUAUUCCCAAAGGCUGCGGGUUUACCCUCCAAAACCGUGGUGCAAACUUCAGUCUUGACAAAGACCACCCGAACGUACUAGCACCAAGAAAGCGACCAUAUCACACAAUCAUUCCAGGCCUGACAACAUACGUCAGCGACGGUAGCUUGCACUCCGUGUACGGCGUGAUGGGUGGAUUCAUGCAACCCCAGGGUCAUGUUCAAGUCCUCCUCAACCAGGAGGUCUUCAAGCUCAAUCCACAAGCUGCACUUGAUUCGCCGCGUUUCUGUAUCGGUGCGGGUAUGCCGAGCGCCGAUGGCAAAAUGACUGAUGCGACGAUAUACCUAGAGGAGGGCAUUGAUCCAAAGGUAGUGGAAGAGUUGCGAGCACUUGGCCAUAAUGUAAAGCAGCUGGACGGCUACGGACGGGGCAUGUUCGGACGGGGCCAGAUCAUCAGGAGACAUGUAGAUGACGGCGUACAGGUCUGGAGUGGAGGCAGUGAUCUACGAGGUGACGGACACGCGGUGCCGUUGUAG